This is a messenger RNA of Zingiber officinale, 1733 nucleotides long. Its product is annotated as 2-oxoglutarate dehydrogenase, mitochondrial-like. The transcript has a single exon. Gene Ontology annotation, biological process: tricarboxylic acid cycle. The coding region runs from base 95 to 1708 and encodes 537 amino acids. NCBI's taxonomy places the organism in Eukaryota, Viridiplantae, Streptophyta, Magnoliopsida, Zingiberales, Zingiberaceae. Gene Ontology annotation, cellular component: oxoglutarate dehydrogenase complex; mitochondrion. Gene Ontology annotation, molecular function: oxoglutarate dehydrogenase (succinyl-transferring) activity; thiamine pyrophosphate binding. The record is from RefSeq and is a predicted model, not a curated record.
CAGCAUCGAAUUAACCGAGAUCGGAGGCUGCUCUGCGAAAAAGUUGACAUUUUUACUCGUGGUGAACUGUGCCUUCUUCAAGAUAUUCUUCCCGAUGGCUUGGUUUAGGGCGGUCUCAGGAGUGGCUAGGUCAGCAGUUGGAAGAAACAUAGCUCGAUCGUCGCAUCUGAUUGCGAGGGCCGGACUGGUGCCCCCUCCGCCGUCCCGGGGUUUCCGCACCAGUACCCUACUGCGCAAGGCUGAGUCUACUGCUCCGAUCCCUCGUCCCGUGCCACUUUCGAGGUUGUCAGAUAGUUUCCUCGACGGCACUAGUAGUGUCUACUUGGAGGAGCUUCAGCGGGCCUGGGAGGCCGACCCUAACAGUGUCGAUGAGUCGUGGGAUAAUUUUUUUAGGAACUUUGUAGGCCAAGCCGCCACCUCGCCGGGUAUCUCUGGCCGGACCAUCCAGGAGAGCAUGCGGCUGCUUCUGCUGGUCAGGGCCUACCAGGUCAAUGGCCACAUGAAGGCUAAAUUGGAUCCUUUGGGAUUGGAAGUGCGUGAAGUCCCUGAUGAUUUGGAUUUGGGUUUCUAUGGAUUCUCAGAAGGGGACUUGGAUAGGGAGUUCUUCCUUGGUGUCUGGAGGAUGGCCGGCUUCUUGUCGGAGAAUCGCCCUGUGCAGACUCUCCGUGAAAUCUUGAACAGGCUGGAGCAGGCAUAUUGUGGUAACAUUGGAUAUGAGUACAUGCACGUCCCUGAUAGGGAGAAGUGCAAUUGGUUGAGGGGCAAAAUUGAGACCAUGAAACCACUGAAUUAUAGUCGAGAACGUCGUGAAGUUAUUCUUGAUAGGCUCAUUUGGAGCACUGAGUUUGAGAAUUUUCUGGCUACCAAGUGGACUGCUGCAAAGAGGUUUGGCCUUGAAGGUGGGGAAACCCUGAUUCCAGGGAUGAAGGAGAUGUUCGAUAGAGCAGCUGACAUGGGGGUGGAGAGUAUUGUUAUUGGGAUGUCUCAUAGAGGAAGGCUAAAUGUGUUGGGCAAUGUUGUGAGGAAGCCUUUGCGCCAGAUUUUCAGUGAAUUCAGUGGUGGCACAAAACCUGUGGAUGGGGAAGUAGGAUUGUACACUGGAACUGGUGAUGUAAAGUACCAUUUGGGUACUUCAUAUGAUAGGCCAACUAGAGGUGGAAAAAGGAUUCAUUUAUCCUUAGUUGCAAAUCCAAGUCAUUUGGAGGCUGUUGAUCCAGUUGUAGUUGGGAAGACACGAGCAAAACAAUACUACUCCAAUGAUAUUGAUAGGACAAAGAACAUGGGUGUAUUGAUCCAUGGGGAUGGAAGUUUUGCUGGACAGGGUGUGGUUUAUGAAACUCUACAUCUUAGUGCCCUCCCAAACUACACUACUGGUGGAACAAUUCACAUUGUAGUCAACAAUCAGGUUGCAUUCACCACUGAUCCUACAUCUGGAAGGUCUUCUCAGUACUGCACUGAUGUUGCCAAAGCCUUGAAUGCUCCUAUCUUUCAUGUGAAUGGAGAUGAUAUGGAAGCUGUUGUUCACGUUUGUGAGCUUGCUGCAGAAUGGCGACAAACAUUCCAUUCUGAUGUGGUAGUUGACAUUGUUUGCUACAGACGAUUUGGCCAUAAUGAGAUUGAUGAACCCUCCUUCACCCAACCUAAGAUGUAUCAGGUGACUCAUCUCUCUAUAAAUUUUAGUUUCUCCCGUAUAUACUGCUAUGAGUAGGCUAGACGAUUUUCCCCUAUAUUGU